UUUGCAUGGUACCGAGCUUAGCAUGAGAAAUUUGAGAACCAGGAGAAAUACCUGAAAAAAUAAAAGUGUAGUUUAUCCUUUUAAAUGAUUGUAACAAAAUAAUCUGCGAUGUAUUUCUCACCAACUGUUUAGAAAAUUGAGGUAUCUGUAAAAAGAAAAUAAAAAAUUACUUCAGAUUCUUAUACAACAUUUGUGAUGUCAGCUACCAGAAAAAUGAUGGCACAAAAUGUUCCAAAUAAUCGUGUAAUUACUACCUUUCCACAGGCCUAUGAUGUACAGGCUACUCCAUACCAAAAAUCCAACUUCCAUCCCAAAGUAAAAUCUGCUUGUUCAGAAAACAGAACUGGUUGUGUUGGUUUGAAGAUCUGUAAAGCUGUCUUGGUUGGAGAUGUAGCUGUAGGAAAAACAUGUCUAGUCAACAGAUUCUGCCAUGAUGUCUUUGAUAAAGACUACAAAGCAACUAUUGGGGUAGAUUUUGAGGUGGAGAAAUUCAGCAUUUUGUCAACACCAUUCACAUUACAAAUAUGGGAUACUGCCGGCCAGGAAAGAUUUAAGAGCAUAGCUUCAUCAUAUUAUAGGGGUGCACAUGUUGUCAUAGUGGUGUUUGACCUAUCAGAUGAGAAAUCUAUAUCAAGUAUAUCUCGCUGGAUGGCCGAUGCUACUGCAGCAGCUGACGAACCUGUCAAGUUUGUUGUUGGAACCAAGAAAGAUUUGGUGUCAAAUGCAUCAUGUAAGGCUGCAGAAGACAGGGCUAAAGAGAUAGCUUCAAGUCUUGGCGCUGAAUACUGGUCUGUCUCUGCCAAAACAGGUGAAAAUGUUCAGUCGUUCUCAUUCCGAUGUGUGUCGCUCACAUUUGAUGCCGCAGUUUUACGAGAGGUGGAAAAUACUGGAAUCUCGCAACAGAAAAUAGGAACUAUAAAAGUGGAAAGAAACAGAGCAGAUCUCUAUGAAUCACGGAAGAAAAGGCUGAAAAUUAACAACUGUUGUAAAGCAUAGUAGGAAUCAUUAUGUGAUGAUCGUCUACAAUGUUGCCUGUGAUGUUGUGUCAUAUAUGUUACAGUAUAUCUUGAAUUGAGUUAUCACAAAUUUUGUGUUAAUCCCCAUAUAUUAAUUAAUGUCCAAAGGUUCUUACAUAGAGAUAGGAGUCAAGUCUCAGAAUGCAGCCAUGCCAUUGGUCAGUUUCAAGAAUGAGCUCAGAAUCAUCCAAUCAGAUGCUAGAGUUAUGAGACUGGUUUCAAAAGGAGUUUUAUGUCUCUGGAUGCUGAAGUAUUUUUAAAUACAUUAACAGCGUUAAGAAGCUCAAUUCUACAUCAUGUUAUAGUAAUUGUACCUGUUUUAUUUUCAUUUUAAGCAGUACAACUAGAGAAUAUAUGCUAGUUUCUAGCCAGGGUAAUAACUGUCAAUACGUGUAAUUUAUACUUUGUCAAUACAUGUAUACAUACCGCCGAUACCAGUACAUCAAGCAGCUGCUUAUUUUGUUGAAUGUUGGUUUAUAUUUAUGACUGCUGUUGGUAAUUAUUUACCGAAGGAAAAAAGUAAGACAAAAUUUACUGAACCCAAGGCUAGCUUGUUGUGUAUAUGCCCUUAUUCUUUGACACAAUAUUUGCAUUUUCACAGGCAAAACAGUUAAUUAAAUAUGACUGCCUAAUGUUUUUGAAUCCAUAGUUACAAAUAUUUCAUCAUAAUAAUAUUGAAAAAAACUUAAAAUUUUUAACGUAGGAAUUAAUUCUCUUUAAAUGGUUGUACAUGUCUCAUAUUUUUACUAAUUAAUUACGAAGGGACCCUUCUAUAGCAACAGCAAUGGGACAGCUAAAACGUGGUCAUUGUACAGAGGUUGUUACUCUGAAGAGGUGUGAAUUACAUCCAGCAGAUAUUUUCAAUCUUGAUAGAUGGAAAGAAAAAUAUUAAUUUUGCAUUUCAUGCAAAGUACAGCAGUCAGACCUGUAUGAAGCAGCCAUACCAUAAUAAUAUUUUAUUAUUUCAGAUAGAUUGGUAUUUUUUGCAUUCCAUCCAUCUUUUUAUGUCCCGUUCAAAGUAGAGGUGGUAUAUUUUGCUUGUGUCUGUCAGUUUGACCUUUGGUUGGUUGACAAUUUUUUUCAGUCAUUGACUACAGAAUGUUGUGAAACUUUGUAUAAUUGCAUGUGGCGAGUAGAUGAUCCCAAAUCCUUAUUUUUUCGAGUAGGUCAAAGGUAAAGAUCACAGUGACCUAGACACUGAAAAUGGUUUCUGAUUUAUAACAGGAGAAUACUUAGGUCAGCUGUGGUCAAUGCUUGUGGUCACUCUCUUAAUUUAACCUUUAUCAUGCUGGACACGAUUCUGCCUUUGCGACCAGUGCAGAUCAUGAUCAGCAUGCACAUCCAUGCAGUCUGAUCAUGCUAUCUUUUUGGUAUACACCCCUUUAACAUUUAAUGGUACUGUCCAAAUUGAAAGAUGAACAAAUUCAUCAUAGAAAUUUAGCAGGGUAAGUGUUAAAGGGUUCAGUAUAUCAAAGUCACAGCAUACUAGAGUCAAUUACACACCCAGACUGUAGCUGCCAGUGAGAGGCCAUCAUUAUGGGGUCAUGUUUGUGUUUUACAACUUUAUGAGAAGGGUUAGUGUUAUAUAAAAUGUACAGAGUUGUUGUAUCUGAAUAGAAUGACCCUCUGAAGUUUGAGAUAUUGUUGCUUUGACUGAUAUUUAAGAUUUUUAUUAAAUUCUGUCUGUGUAAUUCAGCUGAUUCUGUGAAUGUAGGAUUGCUUUUGUUUUGUGGUUGUGUUUCUUCUAGGGAUGGGAACGAAUACUGAAAUCAAUAUUCGAAUAUUCGGUUUGCCAUAUUCGAAUAUAUUCGAAUAUUCGGUUUGUUUUAAUGGAAGCUUUAAAUUCUUAUUAAGUGAUUGGCAUAUACACAACGUAUUCAUUUGUUUAAAGCGUGGAUCAUCGUAAAUAAGGCCAAAAACAUGUUUGUUUCGGGUAACCCGAUCCUACAUAGGGAAACCCGCCGAUCCUAGCGUUUUACUUCACGAUUCUGUCAGUAUAAUCAUGAACAUAUUUAACUAAUUCAGUGUUUUAGCUUCAAAAUGAUACAAAAAAUCAAAACGAUUAUAAUUUAGACCGUCGCAAUUUUAUCUAAAAAUAGUAGGUCGUCCCAUUUAAACACGUGACGCGCUGUUGUAUUACCGCCGCCAUUUUGAAAAAUUUCAAUCGGCGUGUGAAAAUCGUCGUGUAAAAUGCAAGUAAGGCAGACUUAAAAGCUCCUUCAACAUGAACUUGUGCAUCAGUCAUACGUUUUUCUUGAUUUUGUUAUUAACUACUUCAAAAUUUAAUUCGAAUACGGCCGAUUGCGGAUGAAAACCGAUUCUACGGAUGGUCUGAAACAUACAAAAUAUUGUGAACAGAUCGACAAUAUCUACACGUUUGGCAUUGUUUUCGAAAAAAAAAAUCUACAACUUGUUACAUAAAACAGGCGCCAAUAAAAAUGAACAAAAGAUAAAAAGAUAUCACAUUUACGCCUAACACAAACUGUUAAUCCGUAGCGAUGACUCCAGGUAAUUAUGCAUUGCAAUUUUCUUGUGUAAUUGGACAUCUUUUGACAUGCAUCUGACACAUUGACGCCUGUUGCAAACUGUUAAUAAGUAACGAUGGCCCCUGCCAAUUAUGCAUUGCUAUUUUCUUGUUAAUUGGACAUCUUUUGAUACGUGACAAACUAACAUGACAUGGUUUUAUUCUGUAGAAUUAGCAUGCUCAUAUUGUCCAAAAUCAAUGAUACUUAUUUUGAAAAUAAAAAAUACAAUAAUUUACGAAUAUUCGAAUUUGAUUUUCAUAUUCCAAUAUUCGACUGAUUUUCGAAUAUUCGUUCCCAUCCCUAGUUUCUUCAUAAAUUAGAUGUAUUUAUUUCUUAAUGUUAUUGUUUUUAUUUUAAUGGAUACAGAAUUGUUAAAGAUUAGAUUUUUGAAGUACUUGUUACUGCUGUAUGUUUAUAAAGGAGACUGUGCCACAAGUGGUCUGAGACAUGAAAGAAAGACCAAAGCUAAAAUGAAUUAGUGUUGUGCUAUGGUUAAGUUAAUAUUUUUGGCCGAUUUCCUUUAUUUUAUUUUAAUGAAAAUGUUUGAUACAUAAAAUGUUUUAGGACUUUUCAGUUGGUUCUGUGACUUGUCUUUAGUAUAUCACAGAAAAUAUUAUUACUGUAACAGACAAAUUUUAAAUUUCGAGGAUUGAAUGGAAAAAACUGUCAUUAUGAUGUUCUUUAAAUUCGAUGUUUAUGGCACUUUUCUUUUCAGUCCUCGAUCUAUGAUGAUACCAUUGAUUAAGUUCUUUGAUUUUUUUUCAAGAGGAAUCAAGUAAACUCAAAUUGGUUAUAAAAAAGUAGAUAAUAUUUUUGUAAAUAUUUAUACAUAUAUCAAUGUUUCUGUUGUUGUGAUUACAAAUAAAAAAGGAAAAGUCCUUGGAAAUAGAAAAAGAAAUUGUGCCUAAAAAGUGUUCAGUGAAAUGUUGUGAUUCGUUUACGAUUUGUUUACCUAUUAUAUAUUGUAACUGUUGCAUAUAACAUAACCUCAGUGCCAAAAGUAGAGAAGUGCAUUGACACAAAGAAGCACUAAACCAGUUUUUGCGCCAAGGUGAUGAUAUAUAUUGUGUAUGAUAACAGUGUUCUUCUCAUAGAAGUUCAUGAUCACGGCUGUAGUUUAUCUAACCUUGUUAGCCCUUUUUGUCUAAAUCUGCUUCGAAAAUGUAAUGACAGUGUUUUUCUUGUUGAGCCUAUGUUUAUGAGUUGAUUUUAAACAUUCAGGUUAUGGAAACUUUAAAUCGUAGACUGUUACCUCUGCCAAGAUGAAAAGGCCAAACAAGGGCAGAUAAUCUGUGUUCCUGAAUCCCUGCUUAUGUUUUUAUAAAGUCAUAAUUGUGCCCCCUGGAAAUGUGAUGAGAUUUUGCCAUACGUCUGCCUCUGCAUAUGUCUUAACAAUGUUGUGUGUCAGAAGAAAGCAUUCAUAAUUAAUAGAAUUGGUUCAGAAUUUCAGCCAGGAGGUAUAGAUAUACUAGAAUUCCUAGAGAUAAUAUCCUUAUUUAGUGUGUUAGUUAUUUUUAUUGGGACCAGUCUGCAUUACAGUUUUUUCUAUGAUUUUCAUUUGUUUGUGAUUUUUAUGUACUUUAGAAAUAAUCUGUUAUUCUCUCUUGGCUGUUACACAUACAGUCACACUGGUAAUAAUUUUAAGCCGCCAGCCGAUGGAGCGACACAGUCUGGAUGCUUAAAGCAAUAAGCUUCCUUAUACAGUUACACAGGUUCAAAUGUAAUAAUAUUUAUGUAUAUGUAAAGGUAUUUAGAAUGAAACUUAAAGGCUAUGUAUGAAAUAACUACCGGUAAAUUUAUAUGAACUGGUAUAAAAUGACAAAAUGAUAGACUGGGUAUGAAACUUAAAGGUUAGGUAUAAAAUAACUAAAUUUACAUGAACUUGUAUAAGAUGACAAAAUGAUAGACUGGGUGCCAUUUUAUUCAGUUGUAAAUACAGUUGAAACUCGAUAUCUGGAACUCGCUUAUCUCAAAAUUUUGGUUGUCUCAAAGACAUUUUCAAGUCCCGUCAGAAACAUGUGCACAAAAUGUCACUUUACAUUGAAAUUCGGUUAUCUCAAAAGUAAAACGUUUGAUCCCUUGGAAUUUGAGAUACCAAGUUUCAGCUGUAUCAGAAAUGAAGGCGCGUUCUUCCAUUUUCAUGUUUCUUUGGUAAAUAGUCCAUGUAGAUCAUUAAUUUUGCAUCAUCAUUCUUAGUAACAGUUAUAGAAAAUUUAUAGUAAAUUGAGCCGUGCCAUGAGAAAACCAAAAUAAUGGCUUUGCGACCAGCGUGGAUCCAGACCAGCCUGCGCAUCCACGCAGUCUGGUCAGGAUCCAUGCUGUUCGCUAACGGUUUCUCUAAUUACAGUAGGCUUUAAAAGCGAACAGCAUGGAUUCUGAACAGACUGCGCGGAUGCGCAGGCUGGUCUGGAUUCAUGCUGGUCGCAAACCCACUAUGUUGGUUUUCUCAUGGCACGGCUCAAUUGUAGGUCAAUGAAAUGUUUGUAUAAAUGUAAACUUGUAGAAAUCAGUAAAACUGAAGACAUUCCUUAUUCCACAGGAAUUUCAUAACAUACUUGUAUAUGUUCAUUUAUCACAUAUUGGUGCCUUUGAGAAAUUGUUGUAGUUAUUUUAAGCUCACUUGAUUACUAGUAUGUAGCACUCCGUGUGAUCAGUUGUUACUUUCCCAUUCUUUGUUCAAAUUUUCUUCAGACAUCUCCUCUGAAACAAUUGGGUAACAGUUAAUGAAACUUGGUAUGGGUGUUCUUUGGAUGGUCAUUUUCCAUAUUUGUUAUAAGCCUCCUGCAGAUAAGUCACUAGAGUAAAAAAAAAAAAGGUUCAGACAUAGCCUCUUAAUUUGCAGGUUUGAUUUCUCAAUGAAUGAAAUACUUGUACGGCAGUUUUCUUUUAGUGACACUCUACAAUAUUGUUCAAACUUUGAUAAAAAAAAUGCCGCUAUGGUGUAUGGUCACAUUUUCCUGCAUGUCUGGAACUUCAAAUAAGUAUUGUUAGAAAGUGAUUGUUCAUUGUUUGAUUUGUCAAAAAAAAUGUGGCCACCAGAGGAAUUUGGUCACUUUUCCUAUAUCACUGCCACAGAAAAAUGCUUUGCAAAUCCCAAUACAGUGCUUUAAAGAAUUCCAAACAUGUAAAGGUCAUAAUAAGCCUUGAAUAUAUUGUUCUUUGAAACUGUUAUUAUAUACUGGUAGUAGAAAAAUAAAAAAUCUAGUCUGAAACCACAGGUAUAAUUUCAAAAUAUUUUCACAGAAAUGUCUCUUUGGUGACUGAUACAUUUGUUUAAGCCAUCUUGAUUUAAAAAAAAUUAUAGCCUUUCCCUAGCAUGGCAGUUUUCUUUAUAUGGCUGUAAGAACUUAUUUCUUUGGUAUACCGAAAUUGAUAAACCUUUUGCAAUUUGUUUAAAAACCAUAGUACCAGAGUAAGUCUUUUUUUUUAUGUCUUCACAGAAGCUUAAAAAACAUUUUCAUUUUGAACAGAUUCCACUGUAAUUUUAGAAUACUUAGCUCAAUAGGGAGAGUGCAUUAUCUUGGGAAUGAGUUUGAUCCCAGAGAGAGCAUAUGUUCUUUUUGACAAUUGAAAAAGAUACUAUCAGUGGCACAGUGGUUAGCAGGUUGGACUACAAUGCCAGCUGUCCAAGUUUGAUUCCCGAUCGCGACUGAUAUCCCGACUAGUGUUCAGUGCUAGGUGAUUUAUUUAAAUUGGUACUGUUUCCAGCAGUAUCGGCCUAGACUGGAUGCUGGGGAGGAAAUAUGACACCUGCCGUAGGUUUGGCUGGAAAUAAGUUGUUCCAUCCAUUCCAUGUGGGGACUUUCGUCGACUACCCACGUUAAAUAAGAAACUUUACCUUUUACCUUACUAUGUUUGAAAUCUUUUGUCCCCUGAUUCAUGUGGAGAAGCAGAGAAAGGUCAGUUUUAGUACGGAAUAAAAGAUUUAAUGCCCAUCAUAACAUAACUGAAAUACUAUUGAAAUGAUGCAUAAUGCAAAACGAACAAACCUAUCGUUCUUGAACACUUUUUACAAUAUUCUUAUUAGCAUAUAUAAUGUCAUAAUGUUUUAAUUUGUAUUUUACUGUUGUGUAUAUAAGAUUUAAUUAAUUCUGUCCAAUGAUAAAGUGUGCUAGCUUUUAUUUCAGUGAAAAAAAAAAUGUAACUCAUCACAAAUAGCCAAGUUUACAAAUGACCGUCCAGCUGCAUUUACAUGUAUUUUCUUGUGAAUUUUACAAAAAUGAAAUAAAAUUGCAAACAAGUA
This is a messenger RNA of Mercenaria mercenaria, 7784 nucleotides long. RefSeq names its product ras-related protein Rab-34-like. The transcript is spliced from 10 exons. Bases 196 to 996 code for a protein of 266 amino acids. The record is from RefSeq and is a predicted model, not a curated record. NCBI's taxonomy places the organism in Eukaryota, Metazoa, Mollusca, Bivalvia, Venerida, Veneridae. Gene Ontology annotation, molecular function: GTPase activity; GTP binding.